This is a messenger RNA of Talaromyces proteolyticus, 1415 nucleotides long. RefSeq lists its product as uncharacterized. Bases 186 to 1382 code for a protein of 398 amino acids. The transcript has 4 exons. Lineage: Eukaryota; Fungi; Ascomycota; Eurotiomycetes; Eurotiales; Trichocomaceae. The record is from RefSeq and is a predicted model, not a curated record.
AAGCGGGUGGCAUAAUAAUGAAAAAGUAGCAUUCGGCGAGUGCUGGACAUUCUAGCAUAUGUCUAUCCUUUUUCCGGUUCAGGAGUAGUAUGGUGGGGUCAACCUUUCUAUCGCCUUGAUCUAACCAUCGACCUUCCUAUUCAUCUCAAGUAUUGGAUAACCUUCUCUAAACUACAACAAGCAUUAUGAAAUUUAUACAGUUGUAUCCGUUAUUGUGGGUAAAUCUCACUCCCCUCUUACUUCCACAUGUCGCCGGAAGCCAGACGCUCUGUGGGGAAUGUAGACCUAUUAAAAUGAAGAAUGCACCAGGAGUGGGUAUCGAUCUAACUAUGGCAUAUGGGACGGUCGCAAUCCAUUUCAAAAAUGGCACCACGCGAGACCUUGGGAGGUUUGAUGGGACGCCAGAAUAUCUAUUAGCUAUGAGAACCCUUGCUGAAGAUGCUCAAAAUGUGCGAAAUGGCAUGAAGUCAUCAGUCAAAAAAAUCGAUUUCUUAACACCUCACAAGCCAUUAAAUCCUCCCAGAGAAUACUGGUGGUCUCCUUAUACAUGGUAUAGAUCGGCUCAAAGAAUGCCUCAACUAUCCGAAGAGCAGUCUAGAUUGAAAGAUGUCGGACAUUUGGCUGACAAUUCCUUUAAAGCUAUCGCUGAUAUGCUAUCUAGAAUCAAGAGCUCUGCAAUGAACAUGAUUGAUCCACCACUCGACUAUAAUUAUGUUCUUGUUACCCGGCCUGACUUUGAGCAAGGAUAUAUGCAUAAUGAUGGAUUCCGCCUGGCAUGUUAUUUGGCAGGAUUAGACAAUUUACCUUGGGGUAAUAUCGUGUCGGGUUACGCUUUACGAUAUGAAGGAGUAUAUGACGCCUGUGAUGAUGAGGGGUGGGAGAAAUAUUGCGACUUAUCGAAGCCAAAUCUACCCUCUCUUCUUGUGAUAAGCUACAAUGCAGCCAGUCUUGGUGUGACUCUGAAUAUCAGACCUUGGGGCUUGAUGCCAUCACCUGAACGUCUUAUCGAAAGUCCAACACUUGGUGCUGUUCAAGCAAAUACCACUAACCCAGAAGCUUUAGCAAAAUAUUGGACAGAGGUCAGAAAAUCUAUUGAAUCUGUGAUUAAAAACGAGACUAUUCAUUAUCUUCUUCUUCUUGGCUCACAUGCGCUCGACCCAGAGUUGCUUCGGGUGCUCAAAGAUGUGAUUGAUAGCCGUGAUGAUAUCGAUCAAUCCAUACUAGACCGGUAUAUGAAGCCUUCUUCUCGCCAAGACGAUGAAGCGAGGGCACUAUUUGCAGGGGCAAGAAAAGCAGCGAUGGAUGCUAAAUUCGGCCUGGAAUUUGGAUUUACGGCAUGCGACGAACCUUCAUGGUGUGGGACAUGGUGGGCUGAAUUAUAGAUCUAGGUUAUCAAUUGGUAGCAUUGACUUUAU